AUGAAAUUAACACUAGCCAGUUUCGUCGUGCUGUUCCUGAGCUUCCUGCUUAUGCUUUGGCGAGUACCAGUUGAACGGAGACGAUGCGUCUGCGACGAUGAUAUGAACUACUUCGAAAGCUACAAUGACACCUAUCCACUAAGUGCUCCGUUUUCAUCCAAAGAUGGAAUAUGGUAUAAAAUCGGUGCGGUCAGCGAUCUCGACACGAAUAGCAAGUCCAAAAGCGGUAAACACUUAUGGCGUAGCUACAUGUUGCAUGGGAAGCUGUUUGUCAGCAAUGAUCACAAGGAGGUGAAAAUUGUCUGGGAUAAGAAUGUGAUUCAACUGAACGGUGGAUAUGCCCACGGCGGUCGGGCAAUGGAAUUGUCAGACCUCAAAACUUUCAAUGGUCGACUAUACAGCAUCGACGAUCGAACUGGCAUUCUGUACAGGAUCGAAAACGACAGCGUAGUGCUGCCAUGGGUAGUUCUGCCUGACGGAGACGGAAAGCAGGCGAAGGGAUUCAAAGGAGAGUGGUUGGCAGUCAAAGACAAUCACAUCUACGUUGGCGGAUUAGGUAAAGAGUGGACAACAACUACCGGCGAAUACAUGAACGACGACCCUAUGUGGGUAAAGAUCAUUUCGCACUAUGGAUUUGUUCGUCAUGUGAACUGGAAGCGUCAGUACAUAAAGCUGCGCAAGGCAUUUGGUAUCACUUAUCCAGGGUACAUGAUUCAUGAAUCAGCACAGUGGUCGAAUGUUCAUAAAAGGUGGUUCUUCUUGCCACGACGGGCUUCCCAUAAAAUCUACACCGAGAAGACUGAUGAACGUUCUGGUAUGAUUUCGCCCGUUAUUUUGAUUUAA
This is a messenger RNA of Soboliphyme baturini, 843 nucleotides long. The record is from the annotation of a GenBank genome assembly. NCBI's taxonomy places the organism in Eukaryota, Metazoa, Nematoda, Enoplea, Dioctophymatida, Soboliphymatidae.